Molecule: messenger RNA, 389 nt
Organism: Paramecium octaurelia
Lineage: Eukaryota; Ciliophora; Oligohymenophorea; Peniculida; Parameciidae
Source: the annotation of a GenBank genome assembly
AUGACAACCGAUCGAUAUUAAUUACUAAUUUUUGAUGAGGAACUCGUGCAGUUUAAAAUUUUGAUUAUAACUAUAGGAACCCUAUUCACGAUGAGUCCUCUCUUGAACAUCUCAUGACUAUGUGUAUUCAACAAUGCACUCAUAAUUAAAACAAGAAACCAUCUUGUUCGAAGUAGACAUUCACCAAGGAUGAAGACAAAGAGAUCCUCAAACACGUAUUUCAACAUGGACCAAACUUUAAUAAGAUUGUCAAAUAUUUCCCAGGUAAAACGAUGAAUAUGAUAAAAAAUCGUUAUUAUAAGAAACUUCGUUAUCUAAAAUAGGAAUUGGAUGUGGAUAAUCCUUGGGUGUCCAUUUGCAACAAUUCUAAAAUUACAAAAAAUCAUUGA